AUGAAGGCCAACUUUAUUCUCUUCCUUGUUUCCGUCUUCUUAUUUGCUUUGGCUUCUGCCAAUCCUAGAGCUGGUCCCUAUCCUAAUGCUAGAGCUGCUCCUUUUAGAAGAAGUCCCCAAACUGAAGCGCAAGAUUGCACGGUCGAAUGUCAAAAGAAAUACACGGAGUGCAUUAGUGGUACCACCGGUUAUGGUUAUAAUGACGUAUAUGCUCAAAAUGACUGUCAAAAUAAA
Dentiscutata heterogama is the source of this 234-nucleotide messenger RNA. The record is from the annotation of a GenBank genome assembly. Lineage: Eukaryota; Fungi; Glomeromycota; Glomeromycetes; Diversisporales; Gigasporaceae.